Messenger RNA from Camellia sinensis, 708 nucleotides. The record is from RefSeq and is a predicted model, not a curated record. Lineage: Eukaryota; Viridiplantae; Streptophyta; Magnoliopsida; Ericales; Theaceae.
AUGCAGACUUUGGCAGACCAGGCCGAGGCUGUUGUCAAAGCCAAAGACGAUGCUGAGGAGAAGACAUAUUCUGCGGAGCGCAUCAAGAAUGUUCUUGAGGCCGAAAAGAAAGAGGCCGAGGAAAAGAUGGCCCAGGCCCAGAAAGAACUGUAUCCUGAUGCGGCCAAAUUUCGUGAGAAGCCAUUGACAUUGGCCGAUGACAUGGACAUACUAUUCUCUGAUGUUUCUGCAACUGGUGAGUGGGCAUACACCCCAAGCUCUAGAGUGUUUCUUGACACUAAGGGAUCUCACACCCCACUUGGUGAUGAUACUGAUACGGAAAUCCAUCCAUCUGGAUUGAGCAACCAAUGUCGUCGCCAAAAAGAAGGUCCAUCAAAUAAGCAAAAGGGGAACAAAAAACAAUCGGCUGCCGGUGAGUUAAGUAAGACACUUAAUCGCAUUGUCAAUACUGUGGAUGCAUCAUCUUCAACUGGUACACAGAAUGCUGCUAUGCAAAAUCCGCACACAAUAACUGAGUGUUUGGCUAAGAUUAGCACAAUCUCUAGCGUUAGUGAAGACGAUGACCUUUUAGUUUGGGCUGCAAGGAUGUUCAUGAAACCCUCACUUCGUGAGUCUUUCAUGGCUUUGCCUAAUGAUGUGUUGCGUUUGAAGUUUAUUAAUCUUGAAAUUGCUUUGGAAAAGGCUCGCAUUCCUGGUUUUCGUGAUUAG